Molecule: messenger RNA, 4984 nt
Organism: Protopterus annectens (West African lungfish)
Lineage: Eukaryota; Metazoa; Chordata; Ceratodontiformes; Protopteridae
Gene: MAN2A2
Product: mannosidase alpha class 2A member 2
Exons: 23
Coding region: 188-3646 (1152 amino acids)
Biological process (GO): mannose metabolic process; N-glycan processing; protein deglycosylation
Cellular component (GO): Golgi membrane
Molecular function (GO): carbohydrate binding; alpha-mannosidase activity
Source: RefSeq, a predicted model, not a curated record
AGAGGUCACGUGAUGCAAGUAUAUUGCUGGCUGUAUUUUUUGUGGUGGGAAUUUAACAAAUUCAGUGUCGUAAGAUGUGGUGUUUGGCUUCUAGUAUGAGCGAGACCGUGUAAGAGUUGGGCGGAGUAUCGACCGGUACAGGUAAUGUGUACAGCACAAAGAAUUCCUUGAUGCUGGCGUGGUGGAGAUGAAGGUGAGAAAGCAGGUGACAGUGUGUGGAGGAGCCAUCUUCUGUGUGGCAGUGUUUUCUCUGUAUUUGAUGCUUGAUCGGGUCCAGCAUGAUCCAGCUCGUCGUCAGAGUGGUGGCAAUUUCCCCAGGCAGAGCCAGAUUUCUGUACUGCAGAACCGUAUUGAACAACUGGAACAACUCCUGGAGGAGAAUCAUCAGAUCAUCACCCACAUCAAAGAUUCUGUGCUGGAACUGACUGAAAAUACAGAGGGACAGCCUGCCAUACUCCCCCAUCGAACUACUAAUGGGUCUUGGAUUGUGCCUUCUGAUGGAUGUCCAUCAUUUCUUUCUGUUUCUCCUCAAGAUUGCCAAUUUGCACUUGGUAGUAAAGGAGAAAAAACAGAUGUACAGAUGCUGGAUGUCUUCUCUCUGCUGAAGUUUGACAACAUUGAUGGUGGGGUAUGGAAACAGGGAUUUGACAUCACAUAUGAGCCUCAUGAGUGGGAUGAGGAUCCCCUGCAAGUAUUUGUUGUUCCACAUUCCCAUAAUGACCCAGGUUGGAUUAAAACCUUUGAUAAAUACUACCAGGAUCAGACCCAGUUUAUCCUCAACAACAUGCUGGUGAAACUUACUGAGGAUCCAAGGCGCAGAUUCAUCUGGUCUGAGAUCUCAUUCUUUGUCAAGUGGUGGGAUAACAUUGACUCCCAGAAGCGAGCUGCUGUCCGAAGGCUGGUGGGAAAUGGUCAACUGGAAAUUGUUACUGGUGGCUGGGUGAUGACAGAUGAGGCUAACGCUCACUACUUUGCCAUGCUUGACCAACUGAUUGAGGGGCAUCAGUGGUUGGAAAAGAAUAUAGGUGUGAUUCCACGUUCUGGUUGGGCUGUUGACCCCUUUGGACACAGUUCCACAAUGGCAUACCUGCUGAAGCGCUCAAACCUCACCAGCAUGCUGAUUCAGCGAGUGCAUUACUCUGUCAAAAAGCACUUAUCAGCCACUAGUAAUCUGGAAUUCAUGUGGAGGCAGAACUGGGAUCCAGACUCCAGCACGGACAUCUUCUGUCAUAUGAUGCCAUUUUACAGUUAUGAUGUUCCCCACACCUGUGGCCCAGACCCCAAAAUUUGCUGCCAGUUUGAUUUCAAGCGACUUCCUGGAGGAAGAGUUAAUUGCCCUUGGAAGGUGCCACCUAAGGCAAUUACAGAAGAAAACAUUGAAGAAAGGGUUAAGUUAUUGUUGGAUCAGUAUCGCAAGAAGUCAAAGCUUUAUCGUAGCAAAGUGGUUCUAAUCCCUCUGGGAGAUGAUUUCAGGUAUGACAAGCCUCAAGAGUGGGACAACCAAUUCGUCAACUAUCAGAAGCUCUUUGACUACAUGAAUUCACAUCCAGAACUUCAUGUUCAGGCUCAGUUUGGCACACUCUCAGAGUAUUUUGAUGCUGUGUAUAAGAAGACUGGUGUGGUGCCUGGCAUGAGACCACCUUCUUUUCCCGUUCUGAGUGGGGACUUUUUCACUUAUGCUGACCGGGAGGACCAUUAUUGGACGGGUUAUUAUACGUCAAGACCUUUUUACAAGAACCUGGAUAGAGUCCUGGAAUCACAUCUGAGGAGUGCAGAGAUCUUAUACAGCUUAGCCAUCAACCAUGCAAGGCAUGUUGGCAUGGAGAGCAAGUACCCACUCUCAGAUUAUUCGAUCUUCAAAGAUGCACGACGAAAUUUGGCACUCUUCCAGCAUCAUGAUGCCAUCACUGGCACAUCAAAAGAAAUGGUGGUGAUCGACUAUGGUGUCAGGCUUUUCCACUCUCUGAGAGAUCUGAAGCGUGUAAUAAUAAAUGCAGCUCAUUACCUUGUCCUUCGAGAUAAAGAGACAUAUCGAUUUGACCAGUCAAGCCUUUUUCUUGAGCCGGAUGACAGACGAUUAAACCACGACUCCUUGCCAGAGCGAACUGUAAUAAAGCUGGAUAUGUCUCCAAGGUUUCUUGUAGUGUAUAAUCCAGUAGAACAGGAGCGAAUCUGCAUUGUUUCUGUCCUUGUUAACACACACCGUGUCAAGGUCCUAACAGAAGAUGGGCAUACUGUUGCCAUCCAGCUUAGUGCUCAGUGGGACUCUGCUACAGACAUGACUCGUGAUGUGUAUCAGGUUUCGUUCAUGGCUCGUCUCCCUGCCCUUGGGAUGAGUGUGUUUCAGCUUUAUGAAUCCUAUGACAGACAUACAACACUGAAAUCGGAAGUUAAGAUUUACCUUCAUGGGCGUGACCUGACUGUGAGCAAGAGAGAGACAUUUUCUGUUAAAGUGUUAGAGUCGAGCACAGAUGAUUUUUACAUUGAGAAUCAACAUAUGCAGGUCCACUUUUCUGGGCUCACUGGCUUGAUGGAGAGCGUGAGAAGAAAGGAAGACCAGCAUGAGCAGAAGGCACGUAUGGAAUUGCUGAUUUAUGGAACACGAGUAGCCAAGGACAAAAGUGGGGCAUAUCUUUUCCUACCUGAUGGAGAAGCAAAGGUUUAUGCUCCCAAGGAGCCCCCAGUGGUUAGAGUGAUGGAAGGACCAUUUUUCUCAGAGGUGGUAUGUUAUUAUCCUCGAUUUCAGCAAACUAUACGACUAUAUAAUGUGCCAGGAGUGGAAGGUCUUUCUUUGGAUAUUUCUGCUAUGGUUGAUAUCCGUGACCAGAGUAAUAAGGAGCUGGCAAUGCGCAUUACUACAGACAUCGAAAGCAAAGACACAUUCUUCACAGACCUUAAUGGAUUCCAGAUUCAGUUACGGAGAGUCUUUAAGAAGCUACCACUUCAAGCAAAUAUUUACCCAAUGCCAACAAUGGCUUAUAUCCAGGAUGAACAGUUUCGUCUGACACUGCAUACUGCUCAGGCUUUGGGAGCAUCCAGUUUAGCCAGUGGUCAGUUGGAGGUGAUCCUUGACAGGAGGUUAAUGCAAGAUGAUAAUCGUGGUCUGGGGCAGGGUCUGAAGGACAACAAGCGUACCUGCAACCAGUUUCGACUCCUGUUGGAGAAGAGGUCCACUGCAAAUAAAGUACAGGAUAGUCGUCCAGUCAGUUUUCCUUCUCUGCUAAGCCACAUGACCUCUAUGCACCUGAACCACCCCAUUAUGGCUAUGCCUGUCAUGUCUGGACGACGGGGCAUCCCACUUCUGAGGUCGUUUAGUCCUUUUACAGCUGCAUUGCCAUGCGAUUUCCAUAUUGUUAACAUGCGAACAUUGCAAUCUGAAGAUAUCAGUUUACCUUCAUUGGAGGCUGCGUUUAUUUUGCACAGAAAAGGGUUUGACUGUGGCCUGGAAGCCAAGAAUCUUGGAUUUAACUGUUCAACAAGUCAAGGGAAGCUGUCCCUAAAUGGCCUGUUUCAAGGUCUGGACAUCCGAAGCAUCCAGCCUGCAUCUCUCUCCCUCCUGUUUACCUCUGCAUCCUAUAACUUCAGCAGUAGCUUGAUUCAAAUAGAACCUAUGGAAAUUGCCACCUUCAGAAUCCGACUUUGCUAACAGGACGUAAAAUAAAUAUGUAGUCUUGAUUGUCUUUAUAUGUGUUUAACAAAACUUGAUGGCAGCAUCCCAAGUUGAGGGGGAAGAGUCAAUUUUCUAACUUUCUGCCAUGUGAGUAACCAAGACAAAGUACACUAAUUGAAAUUGAGGACAUAUGGAAAGGUCAAUAUUAACCAUUUCGAUAAAUUAUUUAGUAAAUGACUGAAAAAUCAUCACAUUGUGCUGAAGAAAUUGGAAGGUCCUGCACAGUUUCAGUGCAUGGAGUGAUGAAGUAUCUUGCACAGUUCAUAUUGGACAAAACAGACAGCUUCCUUGUUAUGUUUACAAGCAUUGUUCAGCAACCUGCCAGGGAUGUAAUAUGUUUCUUUUUUAAUUUGUGUCACUGUGUUUUUUGAGGAGCCUUCCUCAUGUACUAAUGCAGACUGCUAUGAAUAAUGUUGGCACUGAGCAUUCAGAGCAUCACAUCUCUGUAUAACCACUUUGAAGACUAUAAUGGUGAAUGUUUGCUAGCAUGAUUGUGACAUCUUUUGCAACUGCCACAGUGUUUACCAACUGAUUAUUUAAUUUAAUUCUGUCUGUGGAUAAUGGAUGUUCCUCUUAUUUUUCUGUCCUCAUGGGUUUCCUACAGUAAUUUAAUUUGUACAUGCAUCUAUAUGUGAUUUAUGUUUCAAAAGCAACAUGUAAUUUUAAAUCAUUUUAUACAUUAGGGAGAAUUGAGGCCACUUGGAAGGCAGUGAAGUUGCAUACAAACCAAGCUGUGUUAUUUCUUUGGCAGUUGUGCACCAGACAGAAAGCAGAAACUGUUGACAAAAUAUACUCCCCUGUUCAUAUGUCAGAGUGUUAACUUCUAUAAGAAGUCAGAAAGUUCUCCACUUUGGUAUAUGUUGGUCAUAUCACAUCUCAGAAGACUGAGAUGUACUCUAACAAAUGUUACCAUGUUACUGAUGCAACUGCUUUAUCUAAGAAGCAAUAUCUCUUUUUCUUUUAAAGGUUCAUGUUCUUCCCAUUUAAGUAGCUGAGUGGUACUAAAGCACAAUGGGGAUAUGUGACUUGCUCAGGGUCACACAGUCAAUAAAUGAUUCUGGCAAGAUUUGAAACUAGGCCUUUGGGUUUUACGUUUGCCUUCUUAACUUGAUACUGCCUCCUAAUAUGCUUGUCUUUUGUUAUGUAUGCACAGUAGUGUUGACUGGGAUUUGACUUUAAUCCAAGGCAAAACUGUGGAAAGUAAAACACAGCAAAAAGAGGGAGAGGUGAUUUUUUUAAUUUGUGGUAGAUUGCACAAUGUUUAAAUAUAUGUUUGGCCCAGGGGGGCAGCUGUAAUAAAACUAAAUGAACUGA